AUGAAUGCAGAUGGAGAGACUACCUUGACAGAGGCAAGCCGGCGCACGCUCACCACGGCCCAAAAAUGGAAGCUCGGCUUCCGCAAAGCCCGCAAGGACAUCUGGCGCAAGAACCCGAUCGUGCUCCCCUUGGCCCUCCUCUCCGUCUUCAGCGCCACCUGCCUGUUCGCCUACAUCGCCUACGUCGAGGUGACGCAGGUCGCACCGCAGUACACCAAGUUCCCGCCGCCGAUGGCGGAGCGGCUGCGCACGGCGGUCUACUACACGGACGUGGACCUGCAGCCGCAGAAGGCGAUGGCGGCGUACAAGGACGCGAUCCACAUCGGGCUCGAGAUGGGGCUGCACCAGUACUCGGACGAAGUCCUUGGAGUCCACCUGCAGGUGUCGCAUAUGCUGGAGAAGGCCGGCUUGGUCUCGGCGGCGGUGAAGGUGCUGGAGCAGACGCGGGCCGGGGCGCUGGCCUGGGUGUAUCGCACGCGGCGGUCCCGUUCGCUCCCGCAGAAGCCGACGGUGACCACGCCCGUGGAUCCCAACGACACCAGCAAGGAAGCCGUGGAGAAGCGCAUCCGCCAGGCGACCGGAGAGGCCGUCGGAGCCUCGUCCGACGAGCAACCCGAAAAUACCCCGGACCCAGCCAAGGAGGCCGAGUUUCAGGCGUGGGAGGACCGCCAGCAGAGCAAGGUGCUCAAGAAGUGCGUCGGCAUGUCGAUGAAGCUGGCCGAGCUCUACGAGAGCGACUACAUGCAGGAUCUCGAGAAGGCGGAGGAGAACCAGCGGCAAGCCGUGGAGCUCUGCCUGACCGAGAUGAACCGUCGGGUGGCCCUGGGCCUCCCCGUGGGGAACCAGACGAAGGCACCAGCCACCACCGCCGAAGCUAGCGAGGAGGACGAUGGCUGGAUGAACCUCGAGGAGAUCGCCGUCGCCCUCAAGGAUCUGGCCGACCUGUACUUCACCCAGGGCAAGUACGAUCUCUGCCUGCCGCUGUUCAUCCGGGCCAGCGACGUGAUGAAGGCCGCGGAGGGCGACGCCCCGACGUGCAAGCAACCGUUCCUCAUGUCCUCGAUCGGCGCCACCAUGGGCGAGAUCGCCGCGGCGCCGAAGCCGAUUGCCGGGAUGCGGGCCCCGCGCGAGCAGGUGAUCGCGCAGGCCCGCCAGUGGCUCGACAAGGCCCGCGACGUCGCGGCCAAGAUUGACCCCCAGGGCCAGGAGGCGGAAUGUAACGAGGCCUGCGUGGCCGCGCUGCAGAGUCUCGGCGAGCUGGCUCGGCUGGAGAACAAGCCGGACGUCGCCAGGAAGCAUUACCGAGACGCCCUGAGCAUCGCGCAGCGCCUGGAGGAGCCCGGCUUGGUGGAGGGGGUCAAGGCGGCGCUGAAAGAGAUCAAGGCGCAAUGAAGGACCUCGUCAUCAGCUAACGCUAGCUAGGCUGGGUUAACCGUGGCCUUGCAUACACAUCUCCCACAAAAUGUACAUUAUUCGACUCUGGUGGUCUUGACCCGGUGCAUGUGCAUCUAAC
Aspergillus japonicus CBS 114.51 is the source of this 1513-nucleotide messenger RNA. RefSeq names its product TPR domain protein. Gene Ontology annotation, cellular component: i-AAA complex. Gene Ontology annotation, biological process: protein quality control for misfolded or incompletely synthesized proteins. Bases 1 to 1392 code for a protein of 463 amino acids. Gene Ontology annotation, molecular function: misfolded protein binding. NCBI's taxonomy places the organism in Eukaryota, Fungi, Ascomycota, Eurotiomycetes, Eurotiales, Aspergillaceae. The transcript has 2 exons. The record is from RefSeq and is a predicted model, not a curated record.